CGUCAGCUACAACGACAACAGCGAACUGUCACUAGAAAAAAGAAGUGGAACGGGUUAUUGUGUUCAAUUGAAGGAAGCUCCAGCAAGUCGCUCAGUGGGUAGCUGUUGCACCACCACCACCAAUACUACUACCUACUACUGCUACCACUGCUACCAAUAUUACUACCACCACUAACACCACCACCACCACCACAACCGCACUCAAGACAGCACAGCACAGCACAGUCCCGCCGAACAAUGCGAUUCCUCCACUCCUUCGCAGCGCCCCUCCUGCUCCUAGCUGCCAGCGCCGCUCAGGCAGCUUCUUCGUCCUGGGGCUUCGAAGAUGCGAAGCUCAUCGUGACGGCCAAGAAAGCCGGGACUAAGGAGCCCGACGUUAGACAGUUCAACGACAAGACUCCCGUCCUCCCAACUCCCGUGGUAUUCGAUAGCUCCGACACCUUGAAGAUUACCUUGACAGCCAAGGAGAACGGCAAGGGCAGACGUCCUCACCAGGCAUUUCUCAUGCUCCGCGAGCCGAGCUCCGGCCUCGAGGCCCCGUUCCCGUUAACCGUCAAGGACAAUGGCAAGGCGACCGUUGAAAUUAAACACAGCGACCUCCCCCUCCAACUCGCCACCGCAACCGCCCCCCUCAGAGCAUCCCUAAUCAUCGCCUCGUUCGGCUCCUCCGCCGGCCUCGUCAAGGACGUCUUCGACGUGGAAGUCGUGCGCGACCCGGCCGCCAAGCCCCUCGUCUACGAGAAGCCGCUGCGCUACGGCAAGCUCGCCGAGAUCCACCAUAUCUUCCGCGACGAUCCCAAGAGCCCGCCUAAGCUGAUCUCUAUCGUUUUCGUUUUUGCCAUUUUGGCCACCAUCCCGCUUUUACUUACUGCCUGGGCUCUCGUCGGCGGCAACCUCUCACAUCUGCCCACAGCCCUGAGCGCCGCCCCCGUUGCGCACAGCACCUUCCUAGGAUCUAUCGCCGCCAUGGAGCUUGUCUUCUUCCUGUACUAUUCUACAUGGAACCUAUUCCAGACCCUGCCAUUCAUCGGCCUCGUUUCCGUCAGCAUCUUCUUCAGCGGCUCCAAGGCCCUCGGCGAGGUCCGGCGCCGCCGGCUAGCCGGGGAGAGGUGAGCGGGACCUACUUAGUGGUUACCUACUUAUGUGCGGUUGUCGGUAAAAUUUUGCCCGUAUUAGGGAGGAUAGGUAGGAAGGGAUAAAGGGGUUCUCUAAUGUAGUCGGCCUGGAACGCGCGCGACUUGACGACAAUGUAUUUGUGGCGUCGACGCGCGAAAUACAAGGACUAUUAAAUUAAAAUUACGCUAGAUCAAAAAUAAAAUAAAAGGAUGUAUAACAAGGCUGAAGCACAUGUUUUAUAUCAAGG
This is a messenger RNA of Daldinia vernicosa, 1363 nucleotides long. Its product is annotated as Oligosaccharyltransferase subunit Ribophorin II-domain-containing protein. Gene Ontology annotation, cellular component: membrane; oligosaccharyltransferase complex. Gene Ontology annotation, biological process: protein N-linked glycosylation. The transcript is spliced from 4 exons. Lineage: Eukaryota; Fungi; Ascomycota; Sordariomycetes; Xylariales; Hypoxylaceae. The record is from RefSeq and is a predicted model, not a curated record. Bases 238 to 1113 code for a protein of 291 amino acids.